AUGGGAACUGCCCUCUCAACGGCCUGGGCCUCUGUGCCCGCCGCGGCAGAGUUUUUGCCCUUCUCUCCACCAGCCUACAAUACCGCCUUGACGAUCUUCCAGUACUUCCCACUGGUCUCAAUCAUCCAAUGGAUGGUCUCUUGGCACCCAGCUGGCAAGGGUUCCAUGCAAAAUUCCAUCUUCAACAUGCCCGGCCGCAUAGCGUGGUUCCUGAUGGAAAUUGCCGGACCCCUAAACCUGAUCUACAACCUCGGCAUCUCGCCACGCUCAGUAUUCGAGCUGCCAGCAGCUAACCAGCUCGUCACGGCACUGUACUGCAUCCACUAUGUCAACCGAGCCAUCAUCUCGCCCUUCUUCUCGGCUCCGAGCAUGUCGCCCAUGCAUCUGUUUGUCGUGUCCAGUGCUGUUCUAUUCAACUGGUUCAACUCGUCCUGUCUGGUAGGCUGGAUCCUUGGCUAUGAGAUCCCCGUCCCCGGGUUCGUGACCAACGGCGUCGAGUCCCUUCGGUCCUCCUCUUCUCCGCUCCUUGCUGCGCUGCCCGUCGUCGGAACUGCACUGUUUUCUAUUGGAAUGAUCGGUAACAUCUACUCCGAGACAUCUCUCUUCCGCAUGAGAGUGUCCGAGGCCGAGAAGCGCUCUGCAAAGAAGUCGGACACCAAGACAUCCCCUAACAAUGGACGCAACAAAUACCACAAAGUCUACGUGAUUCCUCCCGCAACUGGCGUCUUCCGCUCUAUCUUGUACCCGCACUACGUCUUUGAGUGGCUCGAGUGGACAGGAUUCGCUAUUGCUGGUCUUGCUGUCUACCCCCUUUCCGCUACCUCCAAGAUUGCUAGUACGGCUGCCACCGUUGCUCCCCCGCUUAAUCUAGCACCUUGGUUGGUGCCGUUUGCCUCUGUGACGGAUCGCCUCGGACUCCCGCUGCCGCUGCCGGCUGUCUUGUUUGUGGUCAAUGCCAUGGCGAACAUGCUGCCUCAUGCGCGCUGGGGUCGCAAGUGGUAUGUUGAGAAAUUUGGAGAGAAGGACGUUGCUGAAAGAGGAGCUGUUGUGCCGUGGUGCUCUUGGAUGUGA
Molecule: messenger RNA, 1071 nt
Organism: Penicillium argentinense
Lineage: Eukaryota; Fungi; Ascomycota; Eurotiomycetes; Eurotiales; Aspergillaceae
Product: 3-oxo-5-alpha-steroid 4-dehydrogenase family protein
Exons: 2
Coding region: 1-1071 (356 amino acids)
Biological process (GO): lipid metabolic process
Molecular function (GO): oxidoreductase activity, acting on the CH-CH group of donors
Source: RefSeq, a predicted model, not a curated record